AUGGACAGCCCUAAUGAGGAGGGAACACAAAAGGUAGGACAGGGACAGCUUGGCAUCCCCGUAACGACUUUACCUUCGUUGUUCAUCUCUCUCGCUAAUCGAACGUGGGGUUGGUCCGUAACAAUUGACACAGCUCCUGCGACAGUUCCAGUAGCAGUGCUCAAGUUUAGCCUUAUCUGGUCGGUCACCGUACUUUUCGUGGCAUCGCUUGUGGCAUGGCAAACACGUUUCGCCGUGGCAAGUUCCAGGAAGGUAUUCGAAAUAGCUCAAGAAAACUUCAACGAAGAUUCUGGGCUCGUGCGCGGACUUGGUGACCUCUGGCGCGGCGGUGAUGUCGGCUGGUGGGGCUUCGGCAACAGCGGUGCCCUGCUCGUCGGUUACGGCCGUGCCGAGAGGAGUGGCGGCGGCCAUGCCAAUGAAGGCGGCAAGGCAAGUAAGGCUAAGAGAGAGCUUCAUGGCGAUGACUGCUGA
This is a messenger RNA of Parascedosporium putredinis, 471 nucleotides long. NCBI's taxonomy places the organism in Eukaryota, Fungi, Ascomycota, Sordariomycetes, Microascales, Microascaceae. The record is from the annotation of a GenBank genome assembly.